AUGCUCUGUCUUCGCUGCAGGGCCCUGCCCUCCUUCCAAACCACGGUGUCCGCCAUGCGCACCCCAAUGACCAGAAUCACCCAAUUCACACCUCAAACAACCCUCACACCCACCGCCCUCCUCUCCUCCCGACCCUUCUCCACCACUCUCCUCUCAACACCAACCCGCCUCCAGACUUUCUCCCUCUCCCUGAGGACUCCCUCGACACCGGCACUCUCCACCCCGUCAAUCUCAUCACUGCUGCCCCCUCAGAGCCGCUCGUUCUCGGCUACCGCUUCGCUGGGCGUGAAGCGUAACACGUUCCGUCCCUCGCGGCGUGUGCAGAAGCGUCGCUCGGGUUUCUUGGCUCGGAACACCGAUAGGAAAGGCCGGUUGACUAUUAUUCGUCGGCGGUUGAAGGGGCGUAAGGCUAUGAGCUGGUAA
Messenger RNA from Penicillium cataractarum, 423 nucleotides. RefSeq names its product mitochondrial 54S ribosomal protein bL34m. Gene Ontology annotation, biological process: translation. Gene Ontology annotation, molecular function: structural constituent of ribosome. The coding region runs from base 1 to 423 and encodes 140 amino acids. Lineage: Eukaryota; Fungi; Ascomycota; Eurotiomycetes; Eurotiales; Aspergillaceae. Gene Ontology annotation, cellular component: mitochondrial large ribosomal subunit; ribosome. The record is from RefSeq and is a predicted model, not a curated record. The transcript has 2 exons.